Messenger RNA from Aspergillus alliaceus, 1082 nucleotides. RefSeq lists its product as uncharacterized. The record is from RefSeq and is a predicted model, not a curated record. The transcript has 3 exons. Lineage: Eukaryota; Fungi; Ascomycota; Eurotiomycetes; Eurotiales; Aspergillaceae. Bases 217 to 474 code for a protein of 85 amino acids.
CUCUCCUAGAUAACGACCUCCAGAGGACUCUUCCCCAAACACAAAGCGGAAAAUUACUCCAUCACCCGAAUCUCCGACUUCCAGUAACUUUCUUGUCAUAUCAACGCUUAGCACGAUUUCUUCUUAGGUGGUACACCCAUUGUAGCGCUAAGGCAUCCUCUUCCAAGUACGCAACGUGGCCAUCCAACUCGUGGGCCCCAGCUUCAGUCGAAAUCUAUGGUCAUGCCGCCAACUACUCGUCGCAUUAUUAUGCCAUUUGACCUACGUCAAACCCCCGAAAAGUUCUUUGAACAGAAAAGCACUAAGCUCCUCUUUGAUGUUUUCUCUGAAACUAGGAGACUUGUCUUUAAUGACCGAGUUCUGGUAUAUCGUUCUGAUCAACUGCCAGCGAAGUCAUGGCCAAAGAUGAUAGCUGGUGUGCAGCCGACAGAUGAUCUGAGAGAUGAAGGCCCCAUAAUUCCACAUACUCUAUAAGCCUUUUUCAGGGGUUAAUGUUGCUGAAAAUCUGGAUCCGAGGGAUAAUGAAGCAGCUGUCGACCUGAUUUGCGAUUUGGUUCGGGAUUUUUUCGGGAGCACUGAUAUCCCCAUCGCCGAAAUUCAGUUUUUGGGGCAUCCUAUUAUCAUCGGACUAGAAGACGAAGGUAAGAAGAGUGAAAUCCUAGGAGCGGUCCCCCAGUCUGUUGCCCAUUGUAAAUUGUUUUUAUCUGUUCGAGUCUAUGACGGAUACGCCUAGCAAGCUCUCCGCACCACGGUAUAAACCAGCGUCUUUAACUCAAAUACAUGAUCCCCAAUACGAGAUACUGAGACCAGGAGACAUGCUCAGUUCGGGUAUCUAUCACGAACAGGAUUCGGAAGUACUUAAGCUGCGCUGGCGUUCUUGUAAGGGAUUAUCUUAGCUUUGGGUAUAUGACGGUGGCCGCACACGGGCUCCAGGGACUGGGAUUUGAUAAUAAAGUCUACCAUCCCAGUCAUUCGGGCAGAGUGCUUGGAGAAGUCAUCCAAGAACUUUCUAAUGCAGAUAUUGCGUUAGUGAGCCUAUCUGAAGGGAUGCACUUCACAAAUGAACCAACACGCUUUCGCUA